Molecule: messenger RNA, 2790 nt
Organism: Tilletiopsis washingtonensis
Lineage: Eukaryota; Fungi; Basidiomycota; Exobasidiomycetes; Entylomatales
Product: putative ubiquitin-protein ligase
Exons: 6
Coding region: 29-2581 (850 amino acids)
Biological process (GO): ubiquitin-dependent protein catabolic process
Molecular function (GO): protein binding; ubiquitin protein ligase activity
Source: RefSeq, a predicted model, not a curated record
CUCCUGAGCUGCCGCACCCGCCAGGGCCAUGGUCAACUCGCGUGCCCCCGGCCAGCUCUCGCGCAAGGUGCGCAUCACCGUCGUCGCCGCCGACGGCCUCAGCAAGCGCGAUGUGUUCCGCCUGCCCGACCCCUUUGCCAUCGUCACCGUCGACGGCGAGCAGACGCACACCACCUCAGUGAUCAAGAAGACGCUCAACCCGUACUGGAACGACUCGUUUGACGUCACCGUCAAGGACGGCUCGGUGCUCGCCGUGCAGAUCUUCGACCAGAAGAAGUUCAAGAAGCGCGACCAGGGCUUCCUCGGCGUGAUCAAUGUGCCGGUUGCGCAGGUCAUCGACCUCGAGCUCGGCGGCAAGGUUCUGCUCACGCGCGACCUGAAGAAGUCGAACGACAACCUCGUCGUGCACGGCAAGCUCAUCAUCGACAUCAACACCAACGUCGCCUCGCCGAUUGCCAACAACUCGAACGCAGGCGCCGCACCGAACCUGCUCGUGCCCGGCACGAAUGCAUCCUCCACCUCGCUGGCCUCGUCGGCGCAGCAGUCGGGCGCGUCUGCUGCGCCCAGCACCGCGCCCUCGGCAGCGCCGAGCACGGGCGAUGCCGCUGCGGCGCGCCCCGUCGUGGCCGACGCGGGCCCUGCAGCGACCGCCGCAGCGGGUGCCAGCGCUGCUAGCUCGCGUAGCCCGUCCUCGUCGGGCGCGCCGCAGGGCAGUGCGUCGGCUGCGCCGCCGCGUGCCACAGGCGCCGAGGCACGGUCAGACGAGUCUGGCGCGGCGCUGCCGCAGGGCUGGGAGCGCCGGACAGACCACCUGGGCCGCACGUACUACGUCGACCACAACACGCGCUCCACGACGUGGACGCGGCCGAGCGCCAGCUCCAACGUGAAUCAGGCGGCGGCGGCCAGCACGGCGGCGGGCGACCGCAUGCGCCACUCGAACCGCGCGCUGGCCGACGAGAUGCUCGGCGUCGGCUCCGAGGGCGACCAGCCAGGCGCCACGACGCCGAUCAGCCGCCCGGGCAGCGUGGCGCCUGGUGCUGCGUCGAGCAGCACUGCCGGCGCCGCCGCGGCCGCGCCUGGCGCCGCUGCGGCCAACGCCAGCCUGCCGGCCAGCUCGUCGACGACGGCCGGCACGGGCCCGCUGCCGUCGGGCUGGGAGCAGCGCAACACGCCCGAGGGCCGUCCGUAUUUUGUCGACCACAACACGCGCACGACGACGUGGGUGGACCCGCGGCGCCAGCAGAUUUUGCGCAUCAUGGGCCCCAACGGCAACAACAUGACGGUGCAGCCGCAGUCGGUGACGCAGCUUGGGCCCUUGCCGAGCGGCUGGGAGAUGCGCCUCACGUCGACGGCGCGCGUGUACUUUGUCGACCACAACACCAAGACGACGACGUGGGACGACCCGCGGCUGCCGUCGAGUCUGGACCAGAACGUGCCGCAGUACAAGCGCGACUUCCGGCGCAAGCUCAUCUACUUCCGCUCCCAGCCGGCGCUGCGCCCGAUUCCGGGCCAGUGCCACGUCAAGGUGCGCCGCACGCACAUCUUUGAGGACUCGUACGCCGAGAUUAUGCGGCAGCAGCCCAACGACCUCAAGAAGCGCCUGAUGAUCAAGUUUGACGGCGAGGAGGGCCUCGACUACGGCGGCCUCUCGCGCGAGUUCUUCUUCCUGCUCUCGCACGAGAUGUUCAACCCGUUCUACUGUCUCUUCGAGUACUCGGCGCACGACAACUACACGCUGCAGAUCAACCCGCACUCGGGCAUCAACCCGGAGCACCUCAACUACUUCAAGUUCAUCGGCCGCUGCCUCGGCCUCGCCAUCUUCCACCGCCGCUUCCUCGACGCCUACUUCAUCGUGAGCUUCUACAAGAUGAUUCUCAAGAAGAAGAUUACGCUCGCCGACCUCGAGAGCGUCGAUGCCGACUACUACCGCUCGCUGCAGUGGAUGCUCGACAAUCCGAUCGAGGAUGUCGUCGAGGAGACAUUCACGGCCGUCGAGGACAAGUUCGGCGAGAUGGUCACCGUCGAGCUGCGUCCCGGCGGCGAGGCCGUCGACGUGACGGACGAGAACAAGCAGGAGUACGUCGACCUGAUGACGGAGUGGCGCAUCAACAAGCGCGUCGAGGAGCAGUUCAAGGCCUUCAUGAGCGGCUUCACCGAGCUGAUCCCGCAAGACCUGAUCAACGUGUUCGACGAGCGCGAGCUCGAGCUGCUCAUUGGCGGCAUGAGCGAGAUCGACAUCGACGACUGGAAGCGCUUCACCGACUACCGCGGCUUUACGGAGAAGGACGAGGUGGUGCAGUGGUUCUGGAAGUGCGUCAAGGCGUGGCCGACGGAGCGCAAGUCGCGCCUGCUGCAGUUUGCCACGGGCACGUCGCGCAUUCCCGUCAACGGCUUCAAGGACCUGCAGGGCAGCGACGGCCCGCGGCGCUUUACGAUUGAAAAGUCGGGCGAGAUUACGCAGCUGCCAAAGAGCCACACGUGCUUCAACCGCAUCGACCUGCCGCCCUACACGAGCGAGCAGCAGCUCGAGCAGAAGCUCAUCCUCGCCGUCGAGGAGGGCAUGUCCUUCCAGAACGAGUAAGGCGCGCUAGCUCGCCGUGCCAUCGCUUCUGUCUACGUCACCGUCCCCCCCUAGCCACCCCCUCCCUACUUGUCCAUCUCUCUGCCGCCGUCUGCUUCCCCCGUGUCUGAUGUCCUCGCUUCACCCUUUCGUCUACGUGUACACGGCGUGCCUUAGCUGCUCCUCGCAGCUCCCCUCGCCAAUGAAAGAAAUGCUUCCCUCGCGCCUUG